Apodemus sylvaticus (European woodmouse) is the source of this 3862-nucleotide messenger RNA. RefSeq names its product GIPC PDZ domain containing family member 3 (gene Gipc3). Bases 456 to 3695 code for a protein of 1079 amino acids. The transcript is spliced from 7 exons. The record is from RefSeq and is a predicted model, not a curated record. Lineage: Eukaryota; Metazoa; Chordata; Mammalia; Rodentia; Muridae. Gene Ontology annotation, molecular function: protein binding.
CAGACGGCUGUGUGAGUCACCAUGUGGUUGCUGGGAAUUGAAGUCGGGACCUCUGGAAGAGCAGUCAGUGCUCUUAACCUCUGAGCCAUCUCUCCAGCCCUGGUCUUCAUUUCUUCGGUUUUUGUUUUGGUUUGGGGGGAUUGUUUUCAUUUUUGUUUUUGUUUUUGAGACAGGGUUUCUCUGUAUAGCCCUGGCUGUCCUGAAACUCACUCUGUAGAACACGCUGGCCUCGAACUCAGAAAUCCACCUACCUCUGCCUCCCAACUGCUGGGAUAAAAAGUGUGUGCCACUACCGCCUGGCAAAACAAAAAUUAUUAAGGGAGAGAUUUGGAGGUAGGGGCAGCAGGUGGUCUUUAAAAUAAACAGGCGGCUCGGGUUCCCGGAUCCGCUUACGCCCCGCUCCGCUGCCGCGGGCCUCAGGCGGGAGGCUCAGGACGCGGCGGACCUCGCGCGCCAUGGACAGUGCUGCGCCCCGCGAGCCCGGGGCCACCGAGCCCCUCACCCGUGCGCGCCCGCGCCUAGUGUUCCGCACGCAGCUGGCGCAUGGCAGCCCGACCGGCAGGAUCGAGGGCUUCACCAAUGUCCGCGAACUCUACGCCAAGAUCGCCGAGGCCUUCGGCAUCGCGCCUACCGAGAUCCUAUUCUGCACCCUCAACAGUCACAAAGUGGACAUGCAGAAGUUGCUGGGGGGACAGAUUGGGCUGGAAGACUUCAUCUUUGCACACGUGCGUGGAGAGACCAAAGAAGUGGAGGUCACCAAAACGGAGGACGCCCUAGGACUGACCAUCACAGACAACGGGGCCGGAUACGCCUUCAUCAAGAGAAUCAAAGAAGGCAGCAUUAUCAACAGGAUUGAGGCAGUGUGUGUGGGGGAUAGCAUCGAGGCCAUCAAUGACCACUCUAUUGUGGGUUGCCGGCACUACGAGGUGGCCAAAAUGCUACGGGAGCUGCCGAAGUCUCAGCCCUUCACCCUGCGUCUGGUGCAGCCCCGGAGAGCCUUCGAUAUGAUUGGCCAGAGGAGCAAGAGCAGCAAGUGUCCCAUGGAAGCUAAAGUGAGCAGCGGGAGGGAGACCCUGCGCCUGCGUUCGGGGGGCGCUGCCACUGUGGAGGAGGCGCCCAGCGAUGUGGAAGCGGCAGCAGCGCGCAGGGUGGACGACCUGCUGGAGAGCUACAUGGGCAUCCGAGACCCCGAGCUGGGUAAGCGGCGCGGCAGCCGCGGUGGUGGAGACUGCUCGGAGCUCGGCAGGAGCCCAGGCCUUUGCACGCGGCCUGGACGCCGUUCUGGGCGAGUUCGCCUUUCCAGACGAGUUCGUGGUGGAGGUGUGGGCAGCCAUCGGCGAGGCCCACGACGCUUGUGGCUAGCGUGUGUGGGAGUCUCCAGUCCUGGGCCCAGCCCCCUGCCCCAGCGCCACUCUAGAACCCAGGACAGCCCUGAGACACGGCCCGCCACCAGAACCCAACCCAGUUCUGAGACCCAGGCCCACCCUGAGGCUCAGCUUGGUUCUAGCACCCAGUUCAGCUCUAAGACCCAGUCAGAAUCCCAUCCCAGUUCUGGAACUCAAGUUAGCCCCGAGGCCCAUUCCGGCUCCAGAACCAACAUUGAAGUCCAGCCUAGCUCUAGAACCCGACCCAGUUCUUUGACCCAGGACCACCCUGAGGCCCAGUGUGGUUCUAGCACCCAGUCAGAAUCCCACCUUAAUUCUGGAACCCAGGUUAACCCCAAGGCCAGGUCCUGCUCUAGAACCAAAAGUGAUGUCCUGCACAGCUCUAUAACCCAAUCCAGUUCUGUGAUCCAGACCCAUCCCAAGGCCCAGCCUGAUUCUAGCACCCAGCUCAGCUCUGAGACCCAGCUGGAAUCCCUGGUCAGGCCUGAACUCCAGUUCUGCUCUAAAACCAAAAUUGAAGCCCAGGGCAGCUCUGGAACCCAGCCCAGCUCUGUGACCCAGGCCCACCCCAAGGCCCAACUUGGCUCUGUAACCCUGGUUGUCUCUGAAGUCCAGCCAGCCUUUGGAUCCCAGCCUAGUCCUGGGGUAUGGUCUGACUCCAUCACACAGCUAGGCCCUGAGGCUCAGGCUGUCUCUGGAACCCAAAGCAGCCCCAGGUCUGAGGCUUGUUCUAGAACUCAUCUUGAGUCUGACUGCCAACCCAUCCCUAGAACCCAGGCUGGCUCUGAGGUCCAGCCAGGCUUUGAGGCCACACCCCAUUCUGGAGCCUGGGGGAAUUCUGAAGCCCAGGCCCAACAUAGAACCCAAGCCAGCCCUCAGGUCAACUUCUGCCCAGAGACCAAGUCCACUUUUAGAACACAGUCAGGCUCCGAGGUUGGGCUUGGUUCUAGAACACAGACUCACCCAGAUAGGAAGCCAUGUUCUAGAAUCCAGCUAGACACUGGAACCCACCCUGAUGCUGCAGCCCAGGUCAUGGCUGACCCUCAGCCUUCCAGAAUGCAGCCAAGCACUGUCCUACAGCCACACUCUGGAACCAAGACAAAUGUUAGGAUGCACUUGGGCUCAGAGCACCAUGCCAGCUGCCAGGCUCAGAAGCCGGGUUCUGAGAGCCGGCCCGAGUAUGAGACAGCUGCCACCAUGACUGAUACUUGGAGUGGUUCAGGAGGAACGGCUAGCUUGGGACCCCAAGCAAGGUCCAGCAAGCCACUGACUGACAGAACCCAAGCAGGCUCCAGUAGCCAGCCAUCUUCCUCAGCUCUGCCUAGUGCAGGCACCCAGAGCCACACUGCUGCCGGGUCCAAACUCAAGCCUCAGCCCUGCUCUCCAGCAUGGCUGCCUGCCAGCGCCUCCCAAUGCCCUGCUCCCCAAGCUAUCCCCGGUGAUGAGUCCGACUCUGAGGCCCAGCCAAGGGGCAGGAGCAGAACGGCUCUGAGAGCAGAGCCCCAUUCCCAAAUGCCAUGCACUCCCGAAACGAGGCCCAGAUCCGGGAUGUCUCCAGGCACCAACCCCACCCCACCCAGAAGAUUGUGUGAGGGCUCCAGGGCACAGUUGGACUCUGGGACCCAGACCGACUUCCAGGCCGGGCUUAGCUCCGGAGCCCACGCAGGUUGGGCUAGACAUCGAAGGUCCCAGCUACCAUCACUGGCAGAGAAGGAGCGCAGCUCCAGGUCCCUAUCUAGUUCUGGAGGCAGAACACAGCACCUGGUGACAGCUGGAGUCAGCUGUGUCCCCCAGCAGGACACAGGACAAUGGCUUGGCUCUGCAGCCCAUGUGGCCUCGAGAACUCAAUUCAGUCCUCAGGUUCCAUCACGGACUGGAACCCAGCUGAGCGCUGUGAAGGAUUCCAGUUCCAGAACCCGGCCAGGCCCCAGCCCCAGCCCCAGACCUGGAGCAUGCCCCCUCAGCUCUAGAGACAGUCGCUGCCCACAGACCCCUGGCCUUGAGCCUAUAAAGGAGCCUGAGCCCCUGGCUGGACCUCAGUCUCCAAGUCCACUGACCCUCAGAGUCUCCACCCCUGCCCCCAGCAAGGUCACUGGGCCUUGGCCUCAGGACGGAACUCAGGCCACUCCGGGGCCCCAGGCCAGGCACCCCACCCUCCUGGGUCCUGAGUCACCAGUCCCAGACACCCCCCAGAAGCCAGCCCUUUUCCCCAAGCCCCAGCUGGGAUACCAGAAGCCCAGCCCCACCCCCAUAUAUGUCACUCCUAGCUCCUCCCCUGGGUCUGGGUCCUUCCCCCACUCCAGUCUGUGACCUGCCAUCCCAGCAGGAAUAUAGGAUGGUAGAAACUGAGGCUCUGGUUUCAGGAGUCUGGCUGGGAAUCCCAAAGCCCCUCUAAGAGAAUCCAGCCACAGAAGACACAGGUUGGGAAGCUCUUGGAAACCUUGGUGGGGAAUAAAGGAGCCGGCAUCUCCACAGCU